Lycium ferocissimum is the source of this 877-nucleotide messenger RNA. Its product is annotated as nuclear transcription factor Y subunit B-1-like. The record is from RefSeq and is a predicted model, not a curated record. Gene Ontology annotation, biological process: regulation of transcription by RNA polymerase II. Gene Ontology annotation, cellular component: CCAAT-binding factor complex; nucleus. The coding region runs from base 185 to 718 and encodes 177 amino acids. NCBI's taxonomy places the organism in Eukaryota, Viridiplantae, Streptophyta, Magnoliopsida, Solanales, Solanaceae. Gene Ontology annotation, molecular function: RNA polymerase II cis-regulatory region sequence-specific DNA binding; DNA-binding transcription activator activity, RNA polymerase II-specific; protein heterodimerization activity. The transcript has a single exon.
ACAACGUCAUACAUUCUUGCAUUGUGAUUAUAUAAAAGUUAAACGGUUUGUUUAAACAUAAUAAAAGGCAGAUAUGUGCUUAUAAAGAAACAGAUACAGACCUAUACAACAUGGUGCAACGUGUCUAGUUGUGUUUGAGAGAUCAAGUUAUAGGUUUCCCCUUAUAGAAAGAAAGAGAGAAAAAAUGGUUGAUAAUAUCAACAUAGGGUCUAAAUAUGAUAGAGAAAGCUCUAAUUACAAUUCAAUUAGUGAAGAUGGAGUGAUUAAGGAGCAAGAAAGGUUGUUGCCAAUAGCUAAUGUUGGGAGAAUUAUGAAGCAAAUUCUUCCACCAAAUGCAAAGAUUUCAAAAGAGGCCAAAGAGACUAUGCAAGAAUGUGUUUCUGAGUUCAUUAGCUUUGUGACUGGAGAAGCUUCUGAUAAGUGUCACAACGAGAAGAGAAAAACUUUGAAUGGAGAUGAUAUUUGCUGGGCUUUGGGAAGUUUAGGGUUUGAUGAUUAUGUUGAGCCUUUGAAGAGGUAUCUGCACAAGCAUAGAGAGUUAGAAGGUGAAAGAAUUAACCAAAAUAAGGGUGUUGGACUUGGGAAUAAUUUUGAAGAUCAAAGGGAAAGAGAUGAAUUAACACAAAGGGGAUCUACAAUUUCAUCACCAACUAUGCCUUUCAAAAUCACCAUCACGGAUCAUAAGGGCGAAAACAAUUUUGUCCCUACAAUACCUUAGGUUUCUCUUCUUCUUCCUUUUUCUUUGUUUAACCAUUUGGUAUCUAGAACUUACUUGGUCGAAGUAAUUUGGAUUUGCGCCAUGUGAAAUAAACUAAGUGGGGAACCACUCUCUACCAGGAGUUUAUCCGGACGGAUUUUCAUGAGAAACUUGGUUUUC